Messenger RNA from Xyrauchen texanus (razorback sucker), 2362 nucleotides. RefSeq names its product V-type proton ATPase subunit D-like. Gene Ontology annotation, cellular component: proton-transporting V-type ATPase complex. Lineage: Eukaryota; Metazoa; Chordata; Actinopteri; Cypriniformes; Catostomidae. The coding region runs from base 161 to 907 and encodes 248 amino acids. The transcript has 9 exons. The record is from RefSeq and is a predicted model, not a curated record. Gene Ontology annotation, molecular function: proton-transporting ATPase activity, rotational mechanism.
UGCAGUCAGGUGAUCAAGUCCUGCGUCCUGUAGCUUGAUAUAACGGUUACACUGAUGUUCUUGUCAUUUAAGUGCGAUUUAAAAUAAAUUAACCCCAUAUCAAAACCUUUUUAACAUUAAAGCACAUCGUUUGAUUCAGUGUUUAACUAAACGAGUGAAGAUGUCUGGAAAAGAACGGAUCGACAUAUUUCCUUCUAGAAUGGCUCAGAGCAUAAUGAAAGCUCGUCUGAAAGGAGCUCAAACCGGCAGGAGUUUGCUGAAGAAGAAAGCUGAUGCUCUUUCCAUGCGAUUCCGUCAAAUUCUUAGAAAAAUCAUUGAGACUAAGACGUUGAUGGGCGAGGUGAUGCGAGAAGCCGCCUUUUCUUUAGCCGAGGCCAAAUUUGCUGCUGGUGACUUUAGUACUACAGUCAUUCAGAAUGUAAACAAGGCUCAGGUGAAGGUCAGAGCAAAGAAGGACAAUGUUGCGGGUGUUACUUUACCUGUGUUUGAGCAUUACCAGGAGGGCGGAGACAGUUAUGAAUUAACUGGUCUGGCCAGAGGUGGAGAGCAGCUGUCUCGGCUGAAGAAGAACUACGCUAAAGCUGUCGAGCUGCUGGUGGAGUUGGCCUCACUGCAGACCUCCUUUGUGACGUUGGACGAAGCGAUCAAGAUCACGAAUCGCCGCGUAAACGCCAUUGAGCAUGUGAUUAUUCCCCGGAUCGAGCGUACACUAAUGUACAUCAUUACAGAGCUGGACGAACGGGAGCGAGAGGAAUUCUACAGGCUUAAAAAGAUCCAGGAGAAGAAGAAGCAGCACCGUGAGAGGACGGAGAAAGAGAUAGCGCAGCGCCUGGCUAAACUGGGCCCGAUCGCCGAACCCACGAACAUGCUAAGCGAAGAGGCGGACGAGGACCUGCUGUUUGAAUGAGACCUCGAAACCACCAGGUGGCGCUCCUCGUCGAGCGGUCCUCCAAGAAACCACAGCGUAUUUAUUCCUGUAUGGCCGAGUUGGUAAAGAGCAAACUUGUUUUGUGUACAUGUGGUUAAAGUGAAAAUAAUGUCACAAAAGCUAUCACAAAAAUGUUCUUGUUGGUUAUCUGAAUCCAGAGGUCCUAUUGAUGUUUAAUUGUUCAAGGGUUUUUUUGAUGACUGAACUCAAACGAAAACGUGUAAAGUGCAUAAAUUAAUUUAAAUGAUCAUUCCGUGGAAUUAUGCACAUUGUGUCGAGUCGCAUUGCAUGCAUACAUUAAACCACUGCAACCUAACCCUGCCAUCUACUGACGAUAUUCUGUGAUGAACCUCUCAUGUUUACUGUUGAUACACUUGUGCUCGUAUGAUCCGAAUCCAAAAGAUCAGCCCAGACUUUUCCAUAUGGUUGAGAAAUUAUUUUUCCCUUUAGGUCCCGCAGCGAUGUGCUCUCUCUUUCUGUGAUUUAAUUUCAAUAAAUGUUGUAAAUGGUCAUUUGAGGUUUAAUUCUUUAGCAAGGUGUACACUAUUAAGGUGCUGAGAAGAGAUGUAAUGCACCAAUAUUCAUUUGUUCUUAGGCCAAUACCUAUGUAAAAAAAUAAAUUUAGGCUGAUACCGUUGUUUUGCCACUUACCUUAUUUUUAAAGGUAAGUUAUCACUUUUGCUUAGGAACUACUGUAUGCAUAAAAAACAUCUAGCUUUUAUUUUGGCAUUUCGUGUGUUUUGGACAGUAGAUAAGCGGUUCGGUGCAUGGCCUAGUGCGAUUAGAAACCAAUUUAAUUCAGUAAAUAUAUAGUCUGUAUGUGCUGCACACUUCAGAGUGAUCUGCUCUUUGUCUUCUACUAUACACAAACACAGCGUGCGAUGGUCACGAUGAGGUGUUUUCAGUGUAUGAGCAGACGGCUUCACAUAACCAUUUUGUAGCGCGCAGCACACGCAGAUUAUAUAUUUAUGCAAUUAAAUCACAGACUUUUGCGGUUUAAUUAUAACACUAGGACAUAUUGCAAUUUUAAUUUGAUUAAUUGUGCAUUCAAACGUUCAUUUUCAACCAAUUAGAUCACAUUCCAUGACAUUUUAUAGCUAAUGCCGUUUUCUAGAUUCCUUGAUUCCAUCCGUGUUUUCUGCAUGCUGUGUGUGAUAAACGGACUCUGAUCAUUGAAUUCUUGAAAAAGGCUGAAUCACCACACCAUCAACUUAUGGUGUGAAUUUAUUAAAUGUUUUUUUUUGUUUUAAUCAGUGGUCUGACCAUCAUCGUUGUCUAAAUUUAAUAACUCAGUGUUUUUGUGGCUAAUACAACAGCAAUGUUGGAAUGGAAAAUAUUGUGCUUUGUACUACAACGAUCAGCCACAACAUUAAAACCACCAGUAUAAUAUUGUGUAGGUCCCCCUCGUGCCACCAAAACUGUGCAAACCUGUAU